Messenger RNA from Aegilops tauschii subsp. strangulata, 6502 nucleotides. RefSeq names its product putative disease resistance protein RGA4. Lineage: Eukaryota; Viridiplantae; Streptophyta; Magnoliopsida; Poales; Poaceae. Gene Ontology annotation, molecular function: ADP binding. The record is from RefSeq and is a predicted model, not a curated record.
AUGAUGCACUUCACUCCAAUUCAAGGUCGCUAGAUUGCUCAACUCUGUGCGGCUCGUUAUCUCGUUUUUGCAAUUUGUGGUGACAAACACUGCCAAAAAUUCUAGCUUGGGAAACGCCAUCAUGGUUGACUUCUGACCCUGCAUUUUUUUUCCUUUAUGGUUUUCUAUUCCUUUUUAAUGAGUGGCAAAGAAUCAUUUCCUGUCACCACCGAUUCACUGAAUGCCAUUCCAUACCACCCACAAAUUACAUAAUUACCCAAAUUUCUACAAUUCCCACAAUAUAUAUGGUCAAUAUUGCUUGAUGAUGUAACGUGUUUGUGUGUGUGGUGACCUCCGAAGCCAGCCAUGCUAAUAAUGCCAUCAAGGCCUCUUCCAAAUUGCACGCACAUUCCAACUUCCUAUUGUUCUUUGCAGUACUCUCACCACACAAACACUGAUAACUAGCCGGAGGAGGAGAUGGAGGCAGCUAUUGAAACGGCGAGUUGGCUUCUCAGCAAGGCGCUUGCAAAGCUCUCGGACGAGCUGGUGGCCGCGUUCGUUGCCACCAGCUCCGAGCUCGGCCACAACUUCCAGAGCAUGAAGCACUGGCUGUGGCACACGCAAGGGCUGCUACACGCAGCCCGGAUCAGGGACAUGAGCAACAACCCUGGUCCUGGCGUGCAGGGCUUGCUCGCGGAGCUAAGCAAGAAGGCAGAUGAGGCCGAGGACUUGCUGGAUGAAAUCUGCUACUUCAUGAUCCAGGAUCAACUCGACCACACCAGCGAGGCCACCAUCCAGGACCCCGCCCCAAAUAUAGGCGAUCUCGUCCGUGGUCGUGCUCGUGAUGCUCACCAUGCUCUUCGCCACACCAUCGGUAACUGGCUUCCAUACUUUUCAAAUCCGGGUUCUGUCAACAGUAGUAGUAACACGUCCCGCAAAAAACAAAAAACAAAUAGUAGUAGUAACCCACAUCAUGCAACCAACUCUGGUGGCACUGAUGAUGCUUGCCCCAUCGACAGGCUAUCUUUCGACAGAGUAGACAUGUCCAACAGAAUCAAGUCCAUAAUUGAGGAAAUGAACUCUACAUGUGAACAUGUCUCCGACUUACUCAAAAUUGCAAACCAAAGUAGCACUGCAAUAACCACAACCCUCACCCUCAAAAGGCCAACCACGGGUUCAACAGUGGUGCAAGAUAAGUUGUUUGGGAGGGGUGACAUUUUUGAUAAAACUGUAACUGCUCUUACCGGUGGCACAUAUCACACUGAAACCCUCUCUAUUUUGCCUCUUGUUGGCCCUGGGGGUAUAGGAAAGACAACCUUCACCCAACACUUGUACAGUGAUGAAAAGAUCAUGACACACUUCACUGUCAAGGUAUGGGUAUGUGUCUCAACUGAUUUUGAUGUGCUUAACCUCACCCGGCAGAUCCUUAGAUGUGUACCUACAACAGAAAAAGAAGGAAACAAAAUUGCAAUCGAGACUGCCAAUUUAGACCAGCUUCAAAUAUCCAUUGCAGAGAGACUGAAGUCCACCAGGUUUUUAAUUGUCUUGGAUGAUAUUUGGAAAUGCAGCAGCGAAGGUGACUGGAAAAACCUAUUAGCUCCAUUCACUAAGGGGGAAACCAAGGGUAGCAUGAUUCUUGUCACAACCCGGUUUCCAUUAGUAGCACAUAUGGUGAAAACAACUGAUCCAAUAGAACUGCAUGGUUUGGAGCCUAAUGACUUCUUCACACUCUUUGAGUUUUCUAUAUUUGGUCAUAGCAAACCCCGGGAUUAUGAAGAUGACUUAAUUGGUGUUGCAAAAGAUAUUGCAAAAAGACUAAAGGGUUCACCACUAGCAGCCAAUACAAUCGGUCAGUUAUUGAGGAAAAACCUUUCUAAAGGAUAUUGGAAGGGAGUUCUUGAAAAAGAUGAGUGGCAACACAUGAAAAAUGAUGAUGAUAUUAUGCCAUCUCUUAAAAUUAGCUAUGAUUACCUUCCUUUCUAUCUAAAAAAAUGCUUUUCAUACCUUGCCCUCUUCCCUGAAGAUUAUAAGUUUUAUGAUAUAGAAAUUACUCGUUUUUGGAUUGCAGUAGGUAUCAUAAACUCUAGUUGCCAAAACGAUAAAAAUUACUUACAAGAGCUAGUGGAUAAUGGUUUUCUCAUGAAGGGGUUUGAUGGGUUUGGUGAUCAAUGUUAUGUGAUGCAUGAUUUAUUCCAUGAACUGUCUCGGAAUGUUUCAUCACAAGAAUGUGUCAAUAUAAGUAGUUUAUGUUUUAGUGCCGAUGGCAUCCCAAAAUCUAUUCGGCACUUAUCAAUCACCAUAGAAGAUAUAUAUGGUGAAAGUUUUGAAGAAGAAAUGGGUAUACUAAAGAGAAGGGUAGACAUUGGAAAUUUGCGGACUUUGAUGAUUUUUGGGUUACAUAAUGCACGAGUAGAUAAUAUUUUCAAAAGUACAUUUGAAGAAAUAAAGAGUCUGAGAGUUCUGUUUAUAGGAAUGAACACUCCACAAUCUUUGCCAAAUGGCUUUUCCAAUCUUAUCCACCUCCAAUACCUUAAUAUUAGAUCACCUUAUAUAGAAGAAAUGAAUUUACCUAGCUCAUUAUCUAGAUUUUACCACUUGAAAUUUUUGGACCUCGUAUAUUGGCAUGGAAGUAAAAAAUUGCCUAAAGACAUUAACCGCCUGGUGAAUCUACAACAUUUCCACUCAUCCAGAGAACUCCAUUCCAAUAUUCCUGAGGUUGGAAAGAUGAAGUGUUUACAGGAGCUAAAAGAAUUCUAUGUAAAGAAAGGGAGUGUUGGGUUUGAAUUGAGAGAGCUGGGGGAAUUGAGAGAGCUUGGAGGAAAACUCCGUAUAUGUAAUCUUGGAAUGAUUGCAUCCAAGGGAGAAGCUAGUGUUGCCAAACUGAAGAACAAAAGAAAUAUGAAAAAGUUGCGAUUAAUCUGGGGUCCACAACACCAGACUAUACAUGAUGAUGUUCUUGAUGGUCUUGAACCACACCCUAAUCUUUUGGUGCUUCAUAUAAUAAAUCCGGGUGUCGCCCCUUGUCCUAGCUGGCUGUGCGGCGAUAUUAGCACAAAAAGGUUAGAGUCUCUCCAUCUGGAGAAUGUAUCUUGGAGUACACUUCCACCUUUUGAGCAGCUACCACACCUCACCAAGCUCACUUUGAAGAAUAUAGCUAGCAUGCAUUCUUUUGGGCCUGGCAAUAAUGGUGUUACAGAGACAAGUUUCAUGCACCUGAAGACAAUUGUGUUUGAGGAUAUGCCAGUACUCGUGGAGUGGGUUGGCGAACCUAAUAGCCAUUUGUAUUCCAGGCUUGAAAGAAUCAAAUGUGCAGGUUGUCCCCUUCUCCGCUCAUUUCCGUUCUUGGAGUACUCAAGUCGGUUUACAAACCUGUGUGAACUUGUUAUUCAUAACUGCCCUGAGCUGUCCCAGUUUCCCUCCAUGCCUCACACCUCCACACUAACAUCUCUGAGUGUGAGGAAUGCUACCUCAAAGUUGUCAUACAAUGGAAAGGAAUUCACUAUCGGAGGGUAUAAUCAUGAUUUUUCCUUUGACAAUAUGGAUAAAGUAGAGGUUAUGGAAAUUAGGGAUGUAUCAGGCAUUUCGUUGUCAGACAUCCAAUGCCUAAACUCCUUGAGAAGUCUGAGUGUUGAAAGAUGUGAAAACAUUUUCUCUGCGCAACUGGAUGACAAUGUCGCCCUCCAUUCAGUUCAGAGUCUUGAGCUAGAAGAAUUAAGUAUUACAGGAGAAGAGUUUUCAAAAGCCUUGAGGUCUUUUCCAGCUAUUUCCCAGCUUAGUAUCUACAAGUGCAAGAGCCUGGUUCUUCUGCCCUUGGAGGAUGGAGGAGGACCGUGGGACCUGGUGAUGCUCCAAUCGUUUUCUGCAUCAUACUGUCACAAGUUGUUCUGUCGGUGGCCCAUGGGAGAAGUAGGAGGAGCUCAGACCAUCAAGCCUUUUCCUCCUUCCCUCAGGAAACUAAAGAUUGUCGAAGAAUCAAGCAUAAAGUCAAUGGCCCUACUCUCAAACCUCACUUCUCUCACCUAUCUAGAGCUGGUAGAUUGUGAAGAAUUAACUAUGGAUGGGUUUAAUCCUCACAUCACAACCAACCUCAAGGAUUUGUCUAUCUAUGACAAACAAAGGAUCUCUGUAGGAGCGGAUGUGCUGUCAGAGGUGGCAAGGGAUGGACUGAUGCAUGCUGGUUCAUUCGAACUGGAAAAGCUUGCGGUGAACAGCAUCUCGGCGCUGCUUGGUUCUCCAGUUUGCAGCCACCUUGCCGCUACUCUCCACACAUUACAGUUUCGAUAUGAUCGGUGGGUAGAAACCUUCACGGAAGAGCAGGAGCAAGCCCUUCAGCUCCUCACCUCGCUCCAAGAUCUACAGUUUAGUGCUUGCAGUAGUUUGCAGUCCCUACCACAACAAUUGCGUGGCCUUUCUUCUCUCAGAACAUUAGUGAUCUUUGGGUGUGAAAAAAUCAGAUCGCUGCCGCCCAAGGAGAGCCUCAACGCUUCACUAAGUACAAUAAUCGUGGCAAAUUGCAGUCCCGAGUUAACUGAGAAUGCCAAGAAUUUGAAAAAAUCAGACACAUAUUCAGCAAAAAUAAUUGUGUGCCCAUGAGAUGGGCGUCCUUCCAUUACCAUAUAAGUGACUGCAUGAUGAUCCGAAAAUCAUGACUAAGCAACUGAAAGUAAUGAUAGAGUCUACUCACUGGGCCUAAGAGAGCAUCUAUCAUCGUGGGUUGCUCUACUUUCUCCAUUUUCUGACCUCGAUUAUUUCACUCACCUUCUGCACACAAUUGCAACCGAUGCUCAAUUCAUAUAGUUAGUAGCUUCGCAUCCAGAACAAUUGCAACCAAUGGUGUAUUCUUAAGGAGCAUCACUGACAAGCUACAAUUCCCAAAGGUUUCCCUCUCAAUUUGCCAAUCAAAGACCCGAAAAAAUAUCAUGAUAUUGUAUUCUCCGGACGAUAGGUGGCACAAUCUGCGCCAUCUCUUAUUUGUGAAGUAUGUAUGGAACAACUGCACUGACACUUCUGUCAGAAGGUUCACCAUGAAGAAAAUUAAGUUGGGAAGGAGGAACAAUGCGCUUACUGUGGCCUGCUUCUUCCUAUGUGGCAAACCAGGCAUCCCUCCCGUUCCACGCUACGCUCCAUGAAUAGUCGCAACCAGCGGUGACCUCUGAGCUCGCGGUUGGCAAUUUUGUAUUCAUGACAUGGCUCUUUCAUCAAAACACCUAUCUUAACUUCUUGAAGCAGCAACUCCGAAAAGGUCAGUUGGCCGUUCUGUUCAACAAAAGUGGCAAUCCCCUGUUCUGUAAUGAUGGUUUUUGGAUUUGCAACACAUUGACGUGUGAACUUGAAGUAAUCAUUCGGGUUCCCCACUAACUGUGCUGCUGUUGGCGAGCCCAAACCUGAAGGAAGUCAUGAUUUAAGGUGUAUCAUGAUUAAUUUAUGGCUACUCCGGCCGAGACAGGUGGCACAAUUUGUUCCUUCUUCACAUAUGCUAAGCAGCUGAUCGAUAAAGCAUGCGCGCUGGGAAUUCAUCCGGUUUGAUAGGAACCAAAACAAGCUCCCAAGGAGGAACAAUCAUCCAAACAUAUACUCCUCUGAAGCUUAAAUUGGUGGUGUCAUGCUGUGGGGAUUGGCAAGCCGUUGUAUGUGUACACAACAAAUCACCAACGCUGACGACGCGCACCAAGCAUGACAUCCCACUCCAUCCAUGACUGUGGUCAGCCUCUUCUACACGCAGAACCAGGCGUGCUGCGCCUGCGCUACGCGAGGAUUGCGUGUGCUGUCACUUCCUCGAUCGAUGCUAACCUCAUCCUGUGCAUUUGGUGUGCCCGCCCGCUAGACUCAUGCUCUGGUACUCCCCUAUAGUCCUAGUUCAUAGAUUGACCUCGCCAGUGUCAACUCCUGCACGGCAUAUUUCCAUGUCACCGGCGUAAUUUGGGGCCGACACCGAGCUGCUACCAGUUCGGCCUAUCCACGUUGAAGCAAAUGCAGGAAAAUUUAUCCGAACUUGACUCUGCAAAUUCAAAUGGCACCAUAUUCAGUGUCUAAUGAUUCCGGGAUCGUUGCUGCGAAGCGGUACUGCAUCCUGAUGUCCACAGUGUCCUGCACCUCGGGUUUGCACAUCCACUCUGCUUACUCUGUCUCCUAGGCCAAGACAACCUCGCCAUCUUCGACCACGGCACCGCCUGGGCCCACAUCACCGGCGCAACUUGGGGCUGAGACCGAGGGGCUCAUCAUCCACGCCCUGAUGUUCUGCACCAUUAGCACCAUGUGUACAUGGAUACACCUGCAUGCAUCUGUUAGAUGAACUACAUGUCAGACAAGAACAGGGACUACCAUCUUCCUUGUGAAAGAGUACACGUUGAUUUGCCAUGUAGAUGAAUGUAUAGACCUAUGAAACACUAAGACACAGUUUAGAUUCGUCGCCAAAAGAAGACACGGUUUAGAUUAUCGUGAUGACACUGAGACAUCAGUUAGCAUCUUAGCAUGUCUUGUUACAACUGCCUGUUGUGCAUAUAUCGAGGCAUAAAUCAAUAUG